Molecule: messenger RNA, 924 nt
Organism: Purpureocillium lilacinum
Lineage: Eukaryota; Fungi; Ascomycota; Sordariomycetes; Hypocreales; Ophiocordycipitaceae
Product: S-methyl-5-thioadenosine phosphorylase
Biological process (GO): nucleoside metabolic process
Cellular component (GO): cytosol
Molecular function (GO): S-methyl-5-thioadenosine phosphorylase activity
Source: RefSeq, a predicted model, not a curated record
AUGGCCACUCUUCCGACCACUUUCGACAAGCCCGUCCAUAUCGCCGUCAUUGGCGGUACGGGACUCGCGCAUCUUGAGGGGUACGAGCCCGUCGCCCUCCUGAACCCGGUCACGCCAUGGGGUUCUCCUGCGUCACCCAUCAGCAUCCUCUCGCACAACGGCGUCAACAUCGCUUUUCUCGCUCGGCACGGCGUGCAUCACCAGUUCGCCCCGCACGAAGUUCCCAAUCGAGCCAACAUUGCUGCCCUCCGACACAUUGGCGUGCGGUGUGUGAUUGCCUUCUCUGCUGUUGGUUCCCUGCAGGAAGAGAUUAAGCCCAUGGACUUCGUCGUUCCAGACCAGGUCAUCGACCGGACCAAGGGUGUGCGGCCCUUCACCUUUUUUGAAGGCGGUGUCGUCGGCCAUGUUGGCUUCGCGGAUCCAUUCGACGCAGGACUCGCUGCCGUGGUCAAGACGUGUGCCGAGCACAUGGAUGGAGAGGGUGUCGUUCUUCAUGACAAAGGAACCGUCAUCUGCAUGGAGGGGCCCCAAUUCUCGACGCGCGCCGAGUCCCACAUGUAUCGAUCCUGGGGCGGCUCCGUCAUUAACAUGUCGACCCUCCCCGAGGCCAAGCUCGCGCGCGAGGCUGAGAUGGCGUAUCAGGUCAUUGCCAUGGCCACUGAUUACGACUGCUGGCACUCGUUCGAGGAUGUCAAUGUCGAAAUGGUCGGCAAGUAUAUGCAGGCCAACAGCAAGAACGCCAAGCGCCUCGUCGCCGGUGUGCUGGACCAGCUCGCGCGGCUGGACAACAGCGACCUGGUCAUGGCGAAGCACUGGGCUGGCGCAAGUCAGGGAGCCGUCAAGUUCAUGACCAAGCCGGAGGGACGGGACCCCGAGGCUAUGAAGAGAGUCGAAUACCUCUUCCCCGGGUUCUGGGAGUCUUAA